This is a messenger RNA of Juglans regia (Persian walnut), 976 nucleotides long. RefSeq names its product histone chaperone ASF1B-like. Gene Ontology annotation, cellular component: nucleus. The coding region runs from base 193 to 771 and encodes 192 amino acids. The record is from RefSeq and is a predicted model, not a curated record. Gene Ontology annotation, molecular function: histone binding. NCBI's taxonomy places the organism in Eukaryota, Viridiplantae, Streptophyta, Magnoliopsida, Fagales, Juglandaceae. The transcript is spliced from 3 exons. Gene Ontology annotation, biological process: DNA replication-dependent chromatin assembly.
AUAAACCCAACGCCGCCCAACUUAAUAUAUCCUCCUCCUCCUCGCCAACGUCGUCUGCCUAUUUCUCUGUCGCAGGUUCUCCGUCCGAAGCUGCUGCAGUCUCUUCAUCUCCUCGAUGUGGGUCAUCCAAUACAGUCUUAGAAUUGAUUCUAAUCCGAAAGCAGCAGAGUCGACCGGUUCCAAUUCGAGACGAUGAGCGCUGUCAACCUCACCAACGUCGCCGUUUUGGACAACCCCGCUGCGUUCCUCAAUCCCUUUCAGUUCGAGAUCUCCUACGAGUGCUUGGCCCCACUUAAAGACGAUUUGGAAUGGAAACUCACAUACGUGGGGUCUGCCGAGGACGAGACUUAUGACCAACUUCUCGAAAGCGUGCUUGUUGGGCCCGUCAACGUUGGCAACUAUCGAUUUGUCCUUCAGGCAGACCCUCCAGACCCAUCAAAAAUCCGUGAAGAAGAUAUCAUUGGGGUCACGGUACUGCUCUUGACAUGUUCUUAUCUGGGACAAGAAUUCGUUCGAGUUGGAUACUAUGUGAACAAUGAUUACGAUGAUGAACAGCUACGGGAGGAACCUCCCACUAAGGUGUUGAUUGAUAGGGUUCAAAGAAAUAUUUUGGCUGACAAACCCAGGGUCACAAAGUUCCCAAUCAAUUUCCAUCCUGAGAACAACGAGCAAGGUGAAAAACCCCCUCCUUUGCCUGCGCAUGCUAUUGUAACCAAUGAGAAUGGAGAGGUGCCGCCCUCUUCACCUGAUCAACCGCCCGGGGAGCAGUAGUUGUACAUCGAAGUUGCUGCUGGAAAUUUUCGUACAUCCCCGCUUCCAAUUUUGACGAACUGAUCAUUUUGGGUGAGCUUGAUCUUCCAAAUAUUGAAGAUCUCCAUGCAUCCUUGAUAUAAUGUUGCAAACUGAUGUGUUGUGAAGUGCCAGUUGGAAUGUGUUGUACCAUUUUUUGUAUGCUAGUGUUGUUACAAUCUACGAA